AUGGACGGGGACGACCUUAUUGCCUCGGUCUACCGCAAGAUCGAGCGGGAAAAGGCUCUCAUCACUGCCGCGUCGAACAUGCGGCAGUCGACCGAUAACCCGCUCGUGCAGCAGAGAGUCGAUGCGAAUAUUCGCGAUGGUCGGAAAAACAUCGCCUACCUCGAAGAGAAGAUGCGAGAGUUGCAGCUCCGACAGAUGAAGCAGGAAGGGGCCUCCCCCACAGACAAACGUCUUCCUCCGAAUCCUGAUGGGUCGGGCCCAGUUCCUCCUCCGAAAGAUCACGCAUCAGGCUAUCCUGGUCACGAGAGGGAGUAUGGGGAUGCUUCGGGUGCUUAUCCGCAUGGAGGGGCAGGGACCAUGCCAUCUGGAGCGCCCUUUGCGGAUCCUCGUCCCUUUGCUCCCGUUCCCAAGGCCCGGCCGAAUUACACUAAACUUGAUCUGAUUAAGUACGACACUCCUUAUCUUGGACCGAAGAUUCAGCUCAUGUUAUCUCAACUGGAAUUUAAAUUGAGUGUUGAGAAGCAAUACAAGGCCGGUAUCGAGAAGAUGGUCCGUCUAUAUCAAGAUGAGGGCGAUAGAAAAAGCCGACAGGACGCCGAGGGGAGGCGAAUUGAGAGUAAUCAGAAGAUUCAGCUGCUCAAGCAGGCUCUUAAACGAUACGAGGACCUUCAUGUGGAUAUUGAAUCCGCCGAAGCACCUGACGACGAAAGUUUGAGCACACCAAACAUGCGCAAGCCGUUGACAGGUCUAUUAACAUUGCGUAUUCAUGCUGUAAAGGAUGUCGAUCAUGCUGCCAGCUCAAGGUUCUCCAGAGGUCCCGAGACUUUUGUCGUUGUCAAAGUAGAAGAUGCCAUCAAAGCGAGAACGAAAGCUACCAGAACCGACAAAUGGCAAGAUGAGGCGUUUAGCAUUGAAAUUGACAAAGCCAAUGAAAUUGAACUUACCGUAUACGACAAGUCGGGCGAUCGGCCCACCCCUAUUGGCAUGCUCUGGGUCCGCAUAUCUGACAUCGCCGAAGAAAUGCGCCGCAAGAAGAUCGAGUCAGAGUUUAACGCAUCGGGCUGGGUCUCCGCAGACAAGAUGGAGCACGGGGGCGCACAUGGCAGGCAGGACGCUGGCGGAGCGCCGGGCUCGUCCAAUCGACCACCCUCUGGGGGUCACCCUGGCGGUCCAGGUCAAGGAUAUGCUGGUGGUGCUCCCGGCGGCCCUUCCGCAGGCCCGGUCCUGAUCGACAGUUGGUUCGCGUUGGAGCCAGUCGGUCGUAUCCACCUGACGCUGAGCUUCGCCAAGCAAUUGAAGGAUCGCCGCCCCUUCGAUAUCGGUCUCAACCGUCAAGGUGCCGUCCGACAAAAGAAGGAGGAGGUUCACGAGAAGCAGGGUCACAAAUUUGUCACUCAGCAAUUCUACAACAUCAUGCGCUGUGCACUUUGUGGUGAUUUCUUGAAAUAUGCUGCCGGCAUGCAGUGUGCCGACUGUAAAUAUACCUGUCACCGAAAGUGCUAUCCAAAGGUCGUCACCAAGUGUAUCAGCAAGGCCAACUACGAAACGGACCCCGACGAAGAGAAGAUCAACCACCGUAUUCCGCAUCGCUUCGAGGGAUUCUCCAACAUCUCGGCCAAUUGGUGUUGUCACUGCGGAUACCUGCUUCCUUUCGGACGAAAGAGCGCUAAGCGCUGUACAGAAUGUGGUCUUACUUGCCAUGCUCAAUGUACCCAUCUUGUUCCUGACUUCUGUGGCAUGUCGAUGGAAGCAGCCAACCAGAUCUUGGAAACUCUCAUUCGAGCGAAGAACCAUAAUAAAUCAGCCUCUGUCAGUUCCGGUCUGAGUGGACGUACCCUUCGACCAGGCGGUCCGCCCCAGGCCCCUCAAGAUAGUGCUGCUCUCGCCUAUCCGCAAAAGCCAGUUGAGGGUGCCUACGGUGCCCCUCAGAGACAGCCAUCGGCCGAGGCUAUCAGCGCCGCAACCAACACUUAUAUUCCUCCACAGUCACCCACAGCGGCUCAGCGUCAGCACCUGCCUCCGCGAACUUCUUCCUCGCAAAGCCCCGCUGCCGCAGCUGCCGCCGCCGCAGCAGCCACAGGACUGCGUACGCCCCAGCAAGUUUCAGAUCCUAACCGUCCAGUGCAACCACCGCCGUCCUCGCACGCCCACUAUGACCCUGCCGCGUAUGCAUCCUACCAGCAAGCCAUCCCCCCUCAAGCAAUGCAAAAGAUGGGUGCACCCUAUGGCAUGCCUCAACAGCAGCAGCAGCAGCAGCAAGCCGUUGCGCCAAUGCAGCAACAAGUCGCCGUAAAGGAGGAAAUUCCUCCUCAGCAGCCGAAAGUUAGAAUUGGACUGGAUCAUUUCAACUUCCUAGCCGUUCUCGGUAAGGGUAACUUUGGAAAGGUCAUGCUAGCAGAGACAAAAAGCACCAAGAAGCUUUACGCCAUCAAGGUGCUGAAGAAGGAGUUCAUCAUUGAGAAUGAUGAAGUGGAGAGUACUAAAUCCGAAAAGCGUGUCUUCCUGAUCGCCAACAAGGAACGCCAUCCGUUUCUUCUCAACCUUCACGCCUGUUUCCAGACAGAAACUCGUGUGUACUUUGUUAUGGAAUACAUCAGCGGUGGUGAUCUGAUGCUUCAUAUUCAACGCGGUCAGUUUGGGCUGAAAAGAGCACAGUUUUACGCUGCCGAAGUUCUGCUGGCUCUCAAAUACUUCCAUGAAAACGGUGUUAUUUACCGUGACUUGAAGCUGGACAAUAUCCUUCUGACUUUAGAUGGACACAUCAAGAUUGCCGAUUACGGUCUCUGCAAGGAGAAUAUGUGGUAUGGAAGCACAACAAGCACAUUCUGUGGAACUCCCGAGUUCAUGGCACCUGAGAUUCUGCUGGACAAAAAGUAUGGCCGAGCGGUCGAUUGGUGGGCAUUUGGUGUCCUGAUUUAUCAAAUGCUCCUGCAACAGUCGCCUUUCCGUGGUGAAGACGAAGAUGAAAUCUACGAUGCAAUUCUCGCCGAUGAGCCUCUCUAUCCAAUCCACAUGCCUCGGGACUCUGUCUCUAUUCUACAAAAAUUGCUCACCCGUGAACCUGAGCUGAGGUUGGGAUCUGGGCCCACAGACGCUCAAGAAGUCAUGUCCCAUGCCUUCUUCAGGAACAUCAACUGGGACGAUAUCUACCACAAACGUGUUCCUCCACCGUUCCUGCCGACGAUCAGCAGUCCUACGGAUACAAGCAACUUCGAUCAGGAGUUCACGAGUGUGACCCCCGUCCUCACGCCCGUGCAGUCAGUCCUCUCCCAAGCUAUGCAGGAGGAGUUCCGCGGCUUCUCGUACACUGCGGACUUCGCUUAA
Aspergillus lentulus is the source of this 3324-nucleotide messenger RNA. RefSeq names its product protein kinase c (gene pkcA). Gene Ontology annotation, molecular function: diacylglycerol-dependent serine/threonine kinase activity; ATP binding. Gene Ontology annotation, biological process: fungal-type cell wall biogenesis; protein phosphorylation; signal transduction. Lineage: Eukaryota; Fungi; Ascomycota; Eurotiomycetes; Eurotiales; Aspergillaceae. The record is from RefSeq and is a predicted model, not a curated record.